UGUCAAUCCUUUCUAAAGUUAGUUUUUUGUAUUACAUAAAGUGGUGUUAAUUGAUUUAUUUAUAUUUUUAUACACAGUAUGAUGUGAUGUCAGGACCAAUAGAAACAGAACACAAAGAAGUAUCAAGCCAAGCACUUCCAUCUGAAAUUCAGGAAAGAGUUGUUGAUAGAAUUACUGGAAAGACCUCACAGGCCAUUGAUAAUAAAGAUAUGACUUACAUCUGGGACUUUGCUGGCCAGCAGCUGUACUACAUCACACAUCGAAUAUUCUUAACAAGCGAAGCAGUGUAUGUGAUUUUGUUCAAUUUGCUGGAAAGUAUGUACGAAAAAGGGAAGAAAAGAGUCUAUAAGGGGGUAAAUAG
This is a messenger RNA of Anneissia japonica, 361 nucleotides long. RefSeq names its product probable serine/threonine-protein kinase roco11. The transcript is spliced from 3 exons. The annotation marks the transcript as partial. The record is from RefSeq and is a predicted model, not a curated record. NCBI's taxonomy places the organism in Eukaryota, Metazoa, Echinodermata, Crinoidea, Comatulida, Comatulidae.